CAAGCUUGCUCUCCAUGCUAUAAUGCAGUGCUGGGGCUGUGGGCUGGGAGAAGGCUUUUUGCUGCUGUGGAAAAAUUGCUCAUUAGCAAACACUGGACUUUCUCUUCGUUUGGCUUUUCCUGCAGGGUAAAGGACUUGCUCUCUCCUUUUUGUUUUUAGCUGUUAAGGAGGAUUAUUUUUCCGUCUGUUUAUGCAAAGACUAAGGGAAAAGAACUGCAGUCUAGCUCCCGUUCCUCCCCUUUAGUUUUUCUGUGCAUUAUGAAGUGCAGCUAUGGCAAGAAGAGGUAAGAGAGCUGUGAGGACACUGGAAGAUUUGACCCUGGAUUCUGGGUAUGGUGGUGCUGCGGAUUCCAUCAGGUCCUCUAAUUUGUCCCUGUGUUCCGAUUCUCACCCGGUAGCUUAUGUCCAUGGAGGAAACUGUUGGCAUCUAACUGACUCCAUGCACAGUAGACACAACAGCUUUGACACGGUCAACACUGUCCUGGCUGAAGACUCGGAGGUCCUGGACUGCUCAGGACAGUGCUCCAGGCUGCCUGACCUUGAGGAAGUCCCCUGGAGCAUUGAGGAGCUGGAGGCUCUUUUGAAGAAAGAGCAGAUGGUGGUGGGAGCUAGUAGAGAUGUCCUCUCCAAACUGUCUGCUCUGGUCAGCAGGGCUUUGGUCAGGAUUGCCAAAGAGGCUCAAAGGCUGAGCCUUCGCUUUGCCAAAUGUACCAAGUACGAGAUCCAAAGUGCCAUGGAGAUAGUGUUGGCAUGGUCUCUAGCGUCCAGCUGUACCGCUUCGGCCCUCAGCGCCCUGUCUCUUUACAACAUGAGCACCACGGAUAGGCUCAGCAGGGGCAAGUCGGUGCGCUGCGGCCUCACCUUCUCUGUCGGGAAGUUCUAUAGGUGGAUGGUAGACAGCAGGGUGGCCUUGAGGAUCCAUGAGCACGCGGCCAUCUACGUGACAGGCUGCAUGGAGACCCUGUUCAAGGAGAUCUACAAGAGGGUCCUUUCCAUGCCUCGCCCGGAGAAAGAAAAUGAGGCACCAAACUUUACUGCAGAGUCCAUGGAGCAAGCAAUUAACAACGAUUCGGAGCUGUGGGGACUGCUUCAGCCCUUCCAGCACCUUAUCUGUGGUAAAAAUGCAAGUGGAGUCCUCUGCCUUCCAGACACUUUGAACCUUCAUAGAGAACAGCAAAGGUCCAAUAAACCAGGUGAUGUACAGAUGUUUAGCCAAUCAGAACUGAGGACUAUAGAGCAGUCAUUGCUUGCCACACGGGUGGGCAGUAUUGCUGAGCUCAGUGACCUGGUAUCCCGUGCGAUGCACCACCUUCAGCCUCUCAAUUCAAAGCAGCAUGGCAAUGGGACUCCAAUGCAUCACAAGCAGGGACCUCUCUACUGGGAGCCAGAGGCCCUGUAUACGCUGUGUUAUUUCAUGCACUGCCCCCAGAUGGAAUUCGAAAACCCAAACGUGGAGCCUUCCAAAGUCACUCUUCAGACUGAAAGGCCAUUCCUAAUGCUUCCGCCUCUGAUGGAAUGGAUCCGAGUUGCCGUGGCUCAUGCUGGGUACCGGCGAAGCUUUUCCGUGGACAGCGAUGACGUCCGACAAGCUGCUCGCCUUCUGCUUCCAGGUGUUGACUGUGAACCCCGACAGCUAAAAGCUGACGAUUGCUUUUGUGCGUCUCGCAAAUUGGACGCGGUUGCCACAGAAGCCAAGUUUAAGCAAGAUCUCGGCUUUCGGAUGCUGAACUGUGGCAGAACAGAUUUAGUGAAACAGGCUGUUUCUUUGCUGGGUCCCGACGGAAUUAACAGCAUGAGCGAACAAGGAAUGACCCCUCUCAUGUACGCCUGUGUCAGAGGAGAUGAAGCCAUGGUCCAGAUGCUACUGGACGCUGGCGCCGAACUGAACGUGGAAGUCCCGAUCACUGCACAUAAAUGUCCUUCUGUCCAUCCAGAGACUCGACAUUGGACGGCACUAACAUUUGCCGUCCUUCAGGGCCACAUUCCUGUUGUGCAGCUACUUUUAGAUGCUGGAGCAAACGUUGAAGGCUCUUUAGAAGCUGGAGAAGAAAACUACUCCGAAACACCAUUACAAUUGGCAGCAGCGGCAGGAAACUUUGAGCUGGCAAGUUUACUGCUGGAACGUGGUGGAGACCCCAUGAUAGGAACAAUGUACAGGAACGGAAUUUCCACUGCACCUCAAGGUGACAUGAACUCCUUCAGCCAGGCUGCUGCACACGGACACAGGAAUGUAUUUCGAAAGCUCCUUGCCCAACCUGAAAAAGAAAAGAGCGACAUUCUGUCUUUGGAAGAGAUUCUUGCCGAAGGAAGUGACCUGCCAGACACAACGCAAACUCCAUUUUGCUCAAGUCGAAACAGUAAAGCCAAGCUUAAGGCGCUAAAAGAAGCAAUGUACCACAGUGCUGAGCAUGGAUAUGUGGAUAUUACCAUUGAUAUUAGAAGUUUAGGCGUCCCAUGGACUCUUCACACCUGGUUGGAAUCAUUGCGGAUUUCCUUCCAGCAGCACCGACGGCCUCUGAUCCAAUGUCUGUUAAAGGAAUUUAAAUCUAUUCAAGAGGAAGAGUACACAGAGGAGCUAAUUACACAAGGACUGCCAUUAAUGUUUGAAAUCCUGAAAGCCAGCAAGAAUGAGGUCAUCAGUCAGCAGCUGGCUGUCAUUUUCAGUCAAUGCUACGGACCUUACCCUAUUCCAAAACUGACGGAAAUCAAACGCAAGCAGACUUCCAGACUGGAUCCCCAGUUUCUCAACAACAAAGAAAUGUCCGAUAUCACGUUCAUCGUGGAAGGAAGGCCUUUUUAUGCUCAUAAAGUGUUGCUAUUCACAGCCUCUCCAAGAUUUAAAGCACUUCUUACAAAUAAAUCAUCGGCAGAGAACAGUUGCAUUGAAAUCAACUAUGUAAAAUACCAUAUAUUUCAGUUAGUCAUGCAGUACUUAUACUGUGGCGGUACAGAGUCACUUCUAAUUAAAAAUAAUGAAAUCAUGGAGCUGUUGUCGGCUGCUAAAUUUUUCCAGCUGGAAGCUUUGCAACGUCACUGUGAGAUCAUCUGCGCGAAGAGUAUAAAUACCGAAAACUGUGUGGAUAUUUACAACCAUGCAAAGUUUCUCGGUGCACCUGAAUUAUCAUCCUAUUGUGAAGGAUACUUUUUGAAGAACAUGAUGCUCCUCAUUGAAAAUGAUGCCUUUAAACAGCUAUUGUAUGACAAGAAUGGAGAAACAACGGGUCAGGAUGUGCUAGGAGACUUACAGAGGACGUUAGCAACAAGGAUACAAUCAAUACACCUAUCUUCUUCCAAAGGGUCUAUAGUAUAGAGAUGAUAUCUGCUGCAGAGGACUAUGUAUAGUGUUUACUCAAGAAUGCUUUCAUGAAGAUUACAAGGCUUUCACUUGAUGGGAUCUCCCUUUUUUUUUUUUGCUGGCUCAAGACAGAGACUUUUGGCCUCACCGAUAGGAGAAUAACCCUUCCAAAAACAGGUUUAUUGGGGAUUUUUUGUGGGGAUACCUACUCAGUGGAAGAUUCUAAGGAAGAAAAAAGACGGAAUCAGCUUAUCUAUAAGCAAGAAAAUGUACUUUGAAAAAACAAUAUGUGUAUAAAAAUUGUACCUUGAUGUAAAUUUAGAUGCCCUAUUUAAAUCAAUAUUUUGAAUUUCUCAAUGGUAUGCAUCUCCUUCCAUGUGCAAAAAUAAUAAAGACUCUGUAGCAGAUACAGUUUCUUAACUCUUAAAA
This is a messenger RNA of Xenopus tropicalis (tropical clawed frog), 3724 nucleotides long. RefSeq names its product ankyrin repeat and BTB domain containing 3 (gene abtb3). Gene Ontology annotation, molecular function: protein heterodimerization activity. The transcript is spliced from 17 exons. Lineage: Eukaryota; Metazoa; Chordata; Amphibia; Anura; Pipidae. The coding region runs from base 272 to 3310 and encodes 1012 amino acids. The record is from RefSeq and is a predicted model, not a curated record.